Molecule: messenger RNA, 552 nt
Organism: Lottia gigantea (owl limpet)
Lineage: Eukaryota; Metazoa; Mollusca; Gastropoda; Lottiidae
Exons: 1
Biological process (GO): chondroitin sulfate proteoglycan biosynthetic process; carbohydrate metabolic process
Cellular component (GO): Golgi membrane
Molecular function (GO): galactosylgalactosylxylosylprotein 3-beta-glucuronosyltransferase activity
Source: RefSeq, a predicted model, not a curated record
UGUGUUAUAUUUUUGUUUAUAUCUAGUUUUUAUAUUACAGAUAGUGCAAACAGUUAUAUGCAAUCGUAUGAAGACCAAUAUAAUGGUUAUACUGAACAACACGUUGCUUACCCAACCAUAUACUUCAUAACCCCUACUUAUAACCGUAAAACUCAGAGAGCAGAUUUAACUCGGUUAGCACAAACGUUACAUCCAAUAAAGGGAUUACUAUGGAUAGUGGUAGAGGAUUCCGAAAACAAAACUCUAAUUGUGAAUGAAAUUUUAGCAAAAUAUAACAUAAGAAGUGUGCAUUUAUAUAUCAAAACAGCGAAAAAUGCUGUUCAUAAAGGUUUAGCCCAAAGAAAUGCUGCUUUGGAGUGGAUACGCAGACACCAUGUUUUAGGGAAAGAUAAAGGUGUGGUAUAUUUUGGUGAUGAUGAUAAUUCGUAUGAUUGGUUAUUAUUUAAUGAGGUAGGUUUUUUUUCUCUCGUUGGCCUACAUACCAUUUUAUCCUACUUGAUUAAAUAUAUUACUAGGAAAGUUAUAAUGGGGCUUCGUGUAUGCAUGAUAUAA